This is a messenger RNA of Danio rerio (zebrafish), 2349 nucleotides long. It is a transcript of the gene afg2b, whose product is annotated as AAA ATPase AFG2B. The record is from RefSeq and is marked validated. Gene Ontology annotation, cellular component: nucleus; spindle. Gene Ontology annotation, molecular function: ATP hydrolysis activity; ATP binding. NCBI's taxonomy places the organism in Eukaryota, Metazoa, Chordata, Actinopteri, Cypriniformes, Danionidae. Gene Ontology annotation, biological process: anatomical structure morphogenesis.
AGUGCAGAAGCAGAUCUGUGUGUGUUUCUCAUGUCUUCAUCUAUGAGCUUGCAGACGGGGUUCUGAGAUGAAGGCUCUGCAGGUUCUCCCGGUGGAUGCGGUGGAUGUGGACACACAGCGCUGUCGAAUGGGCCCGGCUCUGAUGUCCAGUCUGGGGCUGCGUUUGGGUUCUCCAGUCCUCAUCCGGGUUCUGCAGGGCACGUGUCUCUGCACCGCAUGGCCCAGGCGGGACCUGGCAGAUGGAUAUCUGCAAAUCAGCAGCCAGUGUGUGUCACCAGACCUGCACAAACACACACUCACAGCACUCACAGUCCACCCAGCACAGAUCAAACCCCUCACCUGUCUCAAACUCACCUGUGUGAAGCUGAAGGUGUUCGUGCAGCGUCUGGAGCACAAGAAGAGGGUUUCAGAGCGGAGUCUCCAGGAGCUGCUGGACGGUAUAUACGUGCACGAGGGACAUCUAGUAGAUCUGUCAGGUGUGAAGGCGGAGAUCAGGUGUGUGCUGGUUGAGAAGGUGAACUCGGGCUCGCAGAGAGCAGGUCUGAUAACCGCUCGAACUUGUGUGGAUAUUAGCACAAUACAGACGGUCAAACACCUGGACAGGCAGCAGCAGCAGGUCUCAGCUGCGCCUCUCGGUGGCAUGGAGGAUGUGUUUGCAUCACUGAAGGAAAUGAUCACCUUUCCGCUGCGUUAUCCUGGAAGUCUGCGUCAGCUGGGUCUGUCCUGCCCACGGGGCCUGCUGCUGAUCGGGCCGCCUGGCGUGGGGAAGACCCUGCUGGUGCGCUGCGUGGCUAAAGACAUCGGGGCGACUUUAGUGACUGUGAACGGGCCAGAAGUCACGGGGUCUCGACCCGGAGAGAGCGAGGAGAACCUGCGGCGAGUGUUUGAACAGGCUCGAGACGCUGCUGAUGACGGUCCUUGUGUUCUGCUGAUCGAUGAGAUCGACUCGCUGUGCCCACGCAGGACAGGGAGCAGCAGUGCUCCAGAAAACAGGCUAGUCGCGCAGCUGCUAACGCUAAUGGACGCCAUCGGCAGCCAUGAAGGCUUCGUUAUUAUUGGAGCCACAAACCAGCCGGACUCUCUCGACCCAGCACUCAGGAGACCCGGACGCUUCGACAGAGAGGUGAUCAUCGGCGUUCCCUCGCUGCUACAGAGACGCAGUAUCCUGAAGUGUGUGUGUCGAGAAAUGCCGCUCUCUCCUGAUGUCGAUCUGAACACUCUCGCUGAAAUGACCUGCGGAUAUGUCGGAGCGGAUCUGAGCGCGCUCAGUAGAGAGGCAGCGCUGCAGGCUAUGCGACACUCGCAGAUGGGGGCGAGUGAGCCGGUGUCGAUGCAGCACUUCAUGCAAGCACUGCGACACGUGCAGCCGUCGUGUUUGAGGAGCAGCAUUGGAGCGACUGACUUUAAACCCAUUGGCUGGGAGCAGAUCGGCGGACUCGAGGACGUCAAACUCAAGCUUAAACAGAGUAUCGAGUGGCCCAUGAGGUUUCCAGAAGCGUUUGUGCGUUUGGGUGUCUCUCGACCCAGAGGCGUGCUGCUGUACGGGCCACCCGGAUGUGCCAAAACCACCCUGGUGAAAGCAGCCGCCUCUUCAUCACACUGCAGCUUCUUCUCCCUCAGUGGAGCCGAGCUCUUCUCUCCUUAUGUGGGAGACUCCGAGAAAACACUGGCGCAGCUGUUCGCUCAGGCGCGAGCGUGUGCUCCAUCUAUCGUGUUCCUGGAUGAGGUGGACAGUAUGGUGGGCUCUCGAGAGGACGGCUCUUCUUCUUCCCACAGCGUGCAGUCGCAGGUUCUGUCGGUUCUGCUGACGGAGCUGGAUGGGGUGGGCGUGCGAACGCUGGAGAGACGGAGCACCUGCAGAAAGAUUGCUCUGUUAGAAGGUGGAGAUCAGGAGGACGUACGACUACAUCAGAUGGAGCUGCAGGAAGUGUGCAAUAAGGAUGUUUUGAUUGUGGCCGCCACUAACAGACCCGAGGCUCUGGACAGCGCUCUGCUCAGACCUGGACGACUCGACCAGAUCAUAUACGUGCCUCCUCCUGACCUCCAGGCUCGUCUGGCUGUGCUGCGCAUUUGCACUAAAAGCGUCCCGCUGCAUCAGGAUGUGUGUUUGGAGGAUCUGGCGGCUCAAACGGAGCUCUUCUCUGGAGCUGAUCUAGAAAACCUUUGUAAAGAGGCGGCUCUGUUGGCUCUGCGUGAGGAUGGACUCGCCGUUUCUUGCGUGAGACAGAAGUAUUUUCUGAAGGCGCUUCAGAUGUUGAGUCCGUCACUGAGUGCAGAACAACUUCAGCAGAACAUACAUGCAGCUCUCCAAUAAACAUGUUUACAAUAAAUAAAAAGGUUUUGUUAUCA